Molecule: messenger RNA, 1752 nt
Organism: Fonsecaea pedrosoi CBS 271.37
Lineage: Eukaryota; Fungi; Ascomycota; Eurotiomycetes; Chaetothyriales; Herpotrichiellaceae
Exons: 4
Coding region: 1-1752 (583 amino acids)
Molecular function (GO): N,N-dimethylaniline monooxygenase activity; flavin adenine dinucleotide binding; NADP binding
Source: RefSeq, a predicted model, not a curated record
AUGGCUUCCAACGACAUCAACGGUGGUCCGCCAGUGACUUCCGCAAAGAUCAAUGGCGUUGUGCCGGUAGCUUCAGACGCCCCAGCCUCCCGCCGUGGUAAGCCUCUCCCGAGCUCGUGGGUUCCUCUGUACGCAGAGCCACUCCGGACAGCUACGCGGAAAGUGAGAAUGGUGGUGGUGGGAGCCGGCUUUGCAGGUCUAUCUCUCGCACACAAGAUCUACCAUGAAUACAAGCUCGAUUCGAUCAUCGAGCUCGUAAUCUACGAAGCAAAUCAUGAUCUUGGUGGCACCUGGUUGGUGAAUCGGUAUCCCGGAGUGGCCAGUGACAUUCCUGCCCACAUCUAUACGUUCCCCUUUGAGCCGAAUCCCGAGUGGAGUGCAUAUUAUGCGACUGGGCCAGAAAUCUGGGAUUAUAUGAAGAGGACGGCCAAGAAAUAUGACCUGGAGAAGGACGUCCAUUACAACCACAGACUGACUGACGCACAUUUCGAUGAGCAGCUAGGUCAGUGGAACAUAAAAGUCCAGAAUGGGGACACGGUGAUUGAAGACAAGUGUGACAUCCUGGUGUCCGCCAGUGGCCACCUGAGUCGCUGGCGUUGGCCUUCCAUCCCGGGGCUGUCUUCGUUCAAGGGGUUUCUCGUCCACUCUGCCCAAUGGGACCACGACUUCAACUAUGCUGGAAAGCGCGUGGCCGUCAUCGGGAACGGCAGUUCUGCAAUCCAAAUCCUCCCUCAGGUUGCCAAAGUGGCCAGCCACGUCACCAACUUCAUCCGGGGCCCGACCUGGAUCAUCCCGGGUCUGGGAAACAAGAUGAUCGGGGGAAAGGAAAACCACGUCUACACCGAAGAAGAGAAGGAAAACUUCCGCAACAACCCCGAGGCUUUGAAGGCCUAUCGAAAACAGAUUCAGCACGGCUCUAACCAACUCUUCUCUGUGUUUAUCAAAAAUUCGGCAGCCCAGGAGAGACUAUUUGAUGCCGCGAAGAAGCUGAUGACGGAACGCCUCGGUGGCAAUGAGGAGCUCGCGGAAAAGUUGAUCCCGAAAUGGGAGGUCGGAUGUCGACGGCCGACUCCAGGGCCCGGCUACUUGGAGUCCUUCACCAAGGAUCACGUAUCGCUGGUGAUUUCAGACAUUAGCGAGAUCACCGAGACAGGCAUCAAAACAGCGGAUGGAAAUCUUCACGAGUUCGACGUCAUCGUCUGCGCCACGGGAUUCGAUGUCAGUCACCGGCCGCCCUACCCGCUGGUCGGGCUUCACGGCACCAAUCUUGCCGACAAGUGGAAGGACGAGCCCGAAGCGUACCUGAGCGUGUGCGUCGAGGGCUUCCCGAACUUCUUCAUGUUCAGUGGUCCCAACGCCCCCGUCGGACACGGGUCCCUCAUCAGCGCCCUGGGCUGGACCGCCGACUACAUCCUGAAAUGGGCGCAGAAAAUCGCCGAAGAGGACAUCAAGUACGUCGACGUCCGAGAGGACGUCUCCGAGGAGUUCAACACGUACGCCGACGAGAUCCUGCAGACCACGGUCUGGACGGGCGGGUGCAGGAGCUGGUUCAAGAACCACACCGUCGACGGCAAGGUCGUCGCCGUGUGGGCGGGCAGCGGUCUCGCCUACUACGAAAUGCUCGAGAGCCUGCGGCCGGAAGACUUCAACAUCCACUACAGAAGUCGCAAUCGGUUCCGCUUCAUGGGCAACGGGACGACCAAGAGAGAGGGCAGGCCGGAUGAAGAUCUCGCCUGGUACUUGAAGAAGUGA